This is a messenger RNA of Talaromyces marneffei, 1206 nucleotides long. RefSeq lists its product as uncharacterized. Gene Ontology annotation, molecular function: tRNA binding. Lineage: Eukaryota; Fungi; Ascomycota; Eurotiomycetes; Eurotiales; Trichocomaceae. The coding region runs from base 1 to 1206 and encodes 401 amino acids. The record is from RefSeq and is a predicted model, not a curated record. Gene Ontology annotation, cellular component: nucleus. The transcript has a single exon. Gene Ontology annotation, biological process: tRNA N1-guanine methylation.
AUGGAGGAAGAAGAGCGGCCCAGGAAGCUGCAGAAGACGGAGCAUAAGGAAACAACAGAAUCGACUACGACAGACAAUGGCGAACCUGUGAUGUCUGGUACACUAAAAUCUGGUGACGAGCCCGCUAUUGAAACAAGCGACGAGAAUACCAAACUAGCAACGACCACGGCUAACACCCUUCAAAAUCAAACGAACGAGACAGAAGAAAAACAAGAAGAAGCCACUGAAGGAAAUGUCACAGCUCCGGGAGUCCCCCUGUCCAAGAGACAACAGAAACGAAUGCUCAGACAGCAGAAGUGGGAUGAACAAAAAGAAGAACGCAAGAAGCAACGAAAAGAGAAAAACAAACAGCGCAAGAUACGCAAGAGGGAAGAAUGGCAACACAUUGUAGAAGAGAAUGGAGGCAAUAUUCCCCCUAAAAAACGAUCAGUUCUCGUCCCCGUGACACUGGUGAUUGAUUGUGGAUGGGACCACUUGAUGGAUGACCGGCAGCGAAUUUCACUCGGUUCGCAAAUCACACGAGCAUACUCGGAUAAUUCCAAAGCGGCGUAUAGGUCUCAUCUUAUUAUAUCUUCUUUCGACAAGUUGCUGAAAGAGCGGUUCGAUACGGUGCUUCGAAAAAUGCACGAGAAUUGGAGGGGUAUUCGGUUCAUGCCAGAAGAUUUUGUUCAUGCAGCUGAGCAGGCUAAGGAAAAUAUGAAAGGACCUCAUGGUGGGAACCUGGCAGGUGCCUUUGCAGACAAAGAAGGCUUUGCACCCGAGAAUGGAGAAGUUGUCUACCUGAGCAGCGACAGUCCCAAUACGUUGACUGAGCUCAAACCAUACAGCACAUAUAUCAUCGGUGGACUCGUAGACAAAAAUAAACACAAGGGAGUCUGUUACCAGAAAGCCAUAGAAAAGGGCAUGAAAACUGCAAAACUGCCGAUUGGAGAAUACCUGCGCAUGGCUUCGAGACCCGUUUUGGCGACCAACCACGUUGCUGAAAUUAUGAUGCGAUGGUUGGAACUUGGAGAUUGGGGUGAGGCCUUUUUGAGGGUCAUUCCGCAACGAAAAGGUGCUCAAAAAAGGGAUAGAUCGGAUCACGCAGAGGAUGUCGAAGACGAAGAUGAGUCAGAGACUGCUGGUGAUAAUGCAGACAUGGCCUCAUCAGGCGAAGAGGGCGGUGGUGAAGCCGAACAGCUCGAAAGCAGCGCCGAGGCAGCAUAG